CGCCUCGAAGGAGGGACUCAGUGACAGGUUGCCUGUCGUAGAAGACACGCUGCCGUGACUCACGCCGACCACACUCAGCGGAAGUCUCGUGCGUGGUUGAUCCUGGCCGGCGAGGAACAAGAGAGGAGGACAGUCGAUAACUGUGUCCCCAUAUAUUGCAGGCAUAAUCAAAAGGGACCCUACACGAAACCAUGUCGGGGGUAAAAAAAAGAAACUCGAAUUCCUCGUUAAGCAAGGAGGAGGACCCGCAAGUCACGGAGAAGAUGCUGGGGAGCCCCGAAAACACCGCCGUCCGGGAUGACAAAGGCGAGGAAACUGUCGCCUUACGUCGAACCAUCACACUGAUGAACGGCGUGGCCAUCAUCGUGGGCACCAUCAUCGGCUCGGGCAUCUUCGUCACGCCGACCGGCGUGGUCAAGGAGUGCGGCUCCGUGGGCUUGUCCCUGGUGGUGUGGACUGUGUGCGGGGUCUUCUCCACGGUGGGGGCGCUGUGUUACGCCGAGCUGGGGACCACCAUCUCCAAGUCCGGAGGGGACUAUGCCUACAUCCUUGAGGUGUACGGCUCCCUGCCGGCUUUCCUCAAACUCUGGAUCGAGCUGCUCAUCAUCCGGCCGUCUUCGCAGUACAUCGUCGCCUACGUUUUCGCCAAGUACCUCCUCAAGCCCAUAUUCCCCGUGUGCCCGGUACCGGAGGACGGGGCUAAGCUUGUGGCUUGCCUUUGCAUUCUCUUAUUGACCUUUGUGAACUGCUACAGCGUGAAGGCAGCAACCAGAGUUCAGGACUUCUUCGCUGUGUCCAAGCUACUGGCUCUUGGCCUGAUCAUCAUCAUCGGCUUUGUCAAGAUCGGUCAAGGUGGCACUGAUUCACUUCUCCCCGAAAAUUCCUUUGAGGGCUCCAAAUACGAGUUUGGCAACAUCGGUCUGGCACUCUACAGUGGCCUGUUUGCUUAUGGAGGCUGGAAUUACUUGAAUUUUGUCACGGAGGAGAUGAUUGAACCUUACAAAAAUCUUCCUCGAGCCAUUAUCAUCUCUUUGCCAAUUGUGACAGCAGUUUAUGUUCUCACCAACCUGGCGUAUUUCACCACCCUCUCAACCGAUGAGAUGCUCAACUCGGAGGCUGUGGCUGUGGAUUUUGGCAACAGGCACCUGGGUGUGAUGGCUUGGAUCAUCCCAGUGUUUGUGGGGUUGUCCUGCUUUGGCUCUGUCAAUGGUUCUCUCUUCACAUCAUCAAGGUUAUUCUUUGUGGGCUCCCGGGAAGGUCACCUCCCCUGUCUGCUGUCAAUGAUCCACCCAACCCUGCUGACCCCACUUCCUUCUCUAAUAUUCACAUGUAUAAUGACACUGCUUUACGCCUUCUCAAAUGACAUCUUCUCCAUCAUCAACUUCUUCAGCUUCUUCAACUGGCUCUGCAUCGCAUUGGCAAUUGUUGGGAUGAUGUGGCUCCGUUAUAAGAAGCCUGAGCUAGAAAGACCAAUUAAGGUGAAUAUCUUGCUCCCGGUAACGUUUGUGCUCGCAUGCCUCUUCCUUAUCAUCGUAUCCUUCUGGAAGACUCCGAAGGAGUGUGGGAUUGGUUUUGGCAUCAUUGCCACUGGUCUGCCCGUCUACCUCUUUGGUGUGACAUGGAAGAACAAACCCAAGUGGCUGCUGAAUGGAAUCUUCUCAACCACGGCCUUUUGCCAGAAAGCAAUGCAGGUGGUGCCUUAGGAGUCCCGAGUCCUCCGAUAAACAGUGGCCUCCAAGCUCUGAUGUCACAGCUCAUCAAUGCUGAGCCCUGCUGAUGAUCUAAUUUCGUUGAUGUGCGCACACACACACACACGCACACACACACGCACACACACACACACAAACACACAGACCGGUUUAUGUGUUUUGUGGGGACCACAUUUUAGUUCAUCACUUUUCGGGACCACCCUUUCCAAAUGACAAACAGCUCUGCACACACACACACACACACACACACACGCGCACACACACACACACACUCUCUCUCUCUCUCUCUCUCUCUCUCUCUCUCUCUCUCUCUCUCUCUCUCUCUCUCUCUCUCUCUCUCUCUCUAUCUCUCUCUCUCUCUCUCUCUCUCUCUCUCUCUCUCUCUCUCUAUCUCUCUCUCUCUCUCUGUCAUGAUGAAGACCACAUCCAGCAGGGGUGUGAAGUACUGUACUUCAGUGUACAACUUUUGUCCACUGCAGUGUUGAUCUCCAUUAGUCACUGACAAAUCUGCACUUAUGUCGUUAUAUUCUUCUCUGGUGUAUUUUGUUCUUUGUAGUGCCAUUCAUUCAUUCAUUUUGUGUCUAGGACUGUGUAGCAAAUGAAAACAUUGGCAGGAAGACAUAGAAACAAAACAUAAAACCCUGCUGUGAGUUUAGUUUCUUUUUAAACCAAUUUUUUUUUUUUUAGUAUUGGUCUUCUGUUUAAGAAUGUUUGUUUAACCACUUGUGGGUAGUGGAGUGAACCUUGGGCGUCCAAAUCUGGUCCUCGAGGGCCACUAUCCUGCAUGUUGUUAGAUGUUUCCUUCCUCCAACACACCCGAUGAUCUGCUUGUGAAUCGGGUGUUUAGGAGGAAGGAAACAUCUAGAACAGGGUUGCCCAACCUUUUUUGACCAAAGAUCUACUUUUCGAUCAACCAACCUCCCGCGAUCGGCCCGUUACCACGGCUCCUCAGAUGAACGAAACAGAAAAAUAGACAGUAUACACAAGAGUUGGUGAGUUUAUGAAAAGCAAAUAACUGCCUACCUUAGUAGAGACAUGACACGGAGGCAUGGGACGCACUUUUGCCCCUUUGGUGAAUUGUACAUGAAACAAACUCUGAAUGAGAAUAAUGCGAACAAUAAAAGACGUAGCGCAAAAUCUUGGAUCGCAAGCUGCAAUUCCAGACUGCUGACCGCCGACAACUUCCGGUGACACAGGUCACGCAGAACCGUAGGUUAACGGUGACCUACUUAUUUAUUUUAUGUUGAAAAUACUUUUUGGUGAAAGUGAGACUGACAGGAUGUUAAGGGUGUCGUGUGCACGCACACAAAAAUAUAUCACAUUAAUAACAUGCACACAGACACACAUGUUUUUUUUUAAUUUGUUUUUUUUUUCUCCCCCUACAUACCUCGUGUUUGACUUGGGACCCGUCUGCGAGCUACCGGUCGAUCGCGAUUGACGUAUUGGGCAUCCCUGAUCUAAAAAAUACAAUAUACCGGCUCUCGAGGACCAGAUUUAGAGUAAACCUUUUGGAGUAAACCUUUGAUUUGCUGUUUUGUGUCCCAAUGUGUAUUACCAUGGUUUGCAGACUAUUGAGUCACACCCACAAAAUUGAAAACAGAAAAAGAAUUUUGUUUAGAAGUGGGUCACCUCGGACACACACGGUAAACAUCGGAGGUGGUCGUGCAUAUCCAGGGCGUUUUUUUUUUCUUUUCGUUUUUAGGACGUGGUCUCACAUCAGGGUGCAGCUUGCUCGAUCGUGGACCCGAUCGCACAGCUAUCGUUGCUUCCUUCCCCUCUGAAAAUUGAGACACUCUUUCAUUCUUGUGAAGGUGCACAACCAGUGGCCAAGGAGUGAAAAUAUUGGUGGCAUGAAGCCUUAGUCUGUGAAACUCCAUAAAUUAGUCACAUCAUUUUUUUUAAGCAGCAGCGCUCAAAGCGUGUGUUGUGCCACCUUAUAGUCUGGAAAUUACGUGACAUACAAAAAGGAUCCAUUGUGCAGUCUCUGAGUCAGUUGAUGGAAUGAGCCACUAAACAUGCCUUAUAAAAGUCAGGUAAUACGGACGUAAGACAUAUUACAUGUUUGUUCGGAAUCACCACCAAAAUGUUAAGCUCAUGUUUUCUGUUCCGUUCUUCAUAUUUUAAAAAUAUUUGUGUGCGCGAGUCGGUUUUUAUUUCCUUGACAUCAAUGUUCGGAGAGGUCGAUAGACAAGAGCCUCAUAUGCGUCAUUUAUGUUGUAAAUGGUUUUAUCUUACACUGAGCGGGGGAUAGUUGACACAAAUGAUGACUUCCUGGUUUGUCUUGUCCUCAUCAGUUUUGAAAAUCUGAGUGUCAUUUAAGAUUGCUAGACUCAAGCUGUUUCUCAACCUUUAGACAACUAAGAAAAUGUUGUUUUAGUGUUCCUAAUGAUGGUCAACAAUGGUCGCCAUGUAGACAGCGUUGGAGAAGGAAAAGCGUUUUCUUUUCUUUUUUUCUCUGUCUUUUAAGUCGAACCCUGCAGCCAUCGUGAGAAGCUGAUGGGGGAACUAACUUGUUUUGGACUGUAGAUAUUUUAUUUAUUUAUUUUCUAGAAAACACUGUUGGUUAGUAUUAAUCUACUUUGUUUACAGUGCAUUUGAUAGAAAAUGCUUUUCAAAUAAAUAUCGAGUUGUCGUUGUCUUUUUUUCU
Messenger RNA from Hippocampus zosterae (dwarf seahorse), 4356 nucleotides. It is a transcript of the gene slc7a5, whose product is annotated as solute carrier family 7 member 5. NCBI's taxonomy places the organism in Eukaryota, Metazoa, Chordata, Actinopteri, Syngnathiformes, Syngnathidae. Gene Ontology annotation, biological process: amino acid transmembrane transport; neutral amino acid transport. The record is from RefSeq and is a predicted model, not a curated record. Gene Ontology annotation, molecular function: neutral L-amino acid transmembrane transporter activity; L-amino acid transmembrane transporter activity. The coding region runs from base 192 to 1703 and encodes 503 amino acids. The transcript is spliced from 10 exons. Gene Ontology annotation, cellular component: membrane.